This is a messenger RNA of Talaromyces amestolkiae, 1410 nucleotides long. RefSeq lists its product as uncharacterized. The record is from RefSeq and is a predicted model, not a curated record. Gene Ontology annotation, biological process: biosynthetic process. Gene Ontology annotation, molecular function: pyridoxal phosphate binding; L-2-aminoadipate:2-oxoglutarate transaminase activity. The transcript is spliced from 3 exons. Bases 1 to 1410 code for a protein of 469 amino acids. NCBI's taxonomy places the organism in Eukaryota, Fungi, Ascomycota, Eurotiomycetes, Eurotiales, Trichocomaceae.
AUGUCCAAUUCUCCUCCCGGCAAAACCAAAGACAACCAUAACAGCGACCAAACACAAGCAAAAUACCCAAUUGACCUGUUCCGCGGCUGGCCCAACCCCGCCCUUUUACCCGUUGACUCGCUCGCCCGCAGUGCCGCAACAGUUUUCUCGUCACCGUCCAUCUACGAGCCCGGUCUCCAAUACGGUCCUGAUGAGGGCUACGCUCCCUUGAGAGAGCAUAUAGCCUCGUGGCUUACAUCAUUCUAUCGCGCCGACUCUGGCGACUCAUCUACGCCAAAUGACUCAACGCCGAUUACAGCCGAGCGCAUAUGCAUCACGGGCGGCGCAAGUCAGAAUUUAGCAUGCGUGCUACAGGUGUAUACGGACGCGUCAUAUACAAGGAAUAUAUGGAUGGUGACACCGACAUAUUAUCUUGCAUGCAGAAUAUUUCAUGAUGCCGGGUUUAUGGAGAGGUUGAGAGGCGUGCCGGAGGAUGAGGAAGGGAUUGAUUUGGAAUUCUUGGAAAGGGGGCUAAUAGAGGCCGAGGACAAGGCUGCUAAGGAGGGGAACAUUUGGCCGAAAUAUACUUUUCCUCGAUCGUGGAGCAACAUAUACAAACACAUUAUAUAUCUCACGCCAACGUUCGCGAAUCCGUCGAUGAAAGUGGUCUCUUUACGGCGACGCGAAGGUUUAGUUCGACUAGCGCGACGGUUCGAUGCACUCAUUAUAGCAGAUGAUGUGUACGAUUUUCUGCAGUGGCCUGCGGAUCCGAAUUCUCCACACAUAAGAGAGACAGCCUCGAUUCCGCGUAUAGUUGAUGUUGAUGGAUAUCUCGACGGCGGUCCCAAAAAUCGAUUCGGAAAUGCGAUGAGCAACGGCAGUUUUAGCAAAUUGAUCGGACCCGGGAUGCGCGUUGGAUGGGCCGAGGGAACGGAAAAGUUUGCAUAUGGGCUUUCACAGGCACAUAGAGGAUCAUCCCGCUCUGGCGGUGCUCCUUCACAGUUAUCAUCCACAUUCGUCGACCAACUCCUUUUGUCAGGUAUACUGCAACGACAUAUCAAACAAGAACUCAUCCCUGCAUACAGGGCACGCUACAAUCGACUCAUGAGCGCGAUAAAAGAGCAUCUAUUGCCUCUAGGAUUCCAUGUGCCCGUGGACCAUCAACCCAUUUCCGGCGGGUUUUUCAUCUGGCUGAAUUUACCGUUACCAUUCAAGGGUGAUUUACUAGCGCAAAGAGCGCUAGAGGAAGAAAAGCUGAUAGUUGGGAGCGGGACGUUGUUUCAGGUGCAGGGUGAUUGUAGUGAGGACUUUAGGACGUUUGAGCAUAGUAUUAGGCUGUGUUUUGCAUAUGAGCGGUACGAGUUGUUGUAUGAGGGCGUCGAGCGGUUGGCGGCUGCUGCUAAGAGGAUGUUGAGCUCGGAGGAUGUAUAG